AUUCUGCUGGACGCUCGUCUCCAUACACCCAUGUACUUUUUUCUCUGCAACCUCUCUCUGGUGGACUUUGGUUACUCCUCAGCUGUCACUCCUAAGGUCAUGGCUGGGCUUCUCAUGGGAGAUAAGAUCAUCUCCUACAACCCUUGUGCAGCUCAAAUGUUCUUCUUUGUAGCCUUUGCUACUACAGAAAGUUACCUCUUGGCUUCCAUGGCCUAUGACCGCUAUGCAGCAGUGUGUAAACCCCUACAUUAUACCACCACCAUGACCACAAGUGUGUGUGUUUGUUUGGCCAUAGGCUCCCAUAUCUGUGGUUUCCUAAAUGCCUCUAUACACACUGGCGAUACAUUCAGUCUCUCUUUCUGUAAGUCUAAUGUGGUCCAUCACUUUUUCUGUGAUAUUCCAGCAGUCAUGGUUCUUUCUUGCUCUGAUAGACAUGUUAGUGAGAUGGUUCUAGUUCUUGUGGUUGGCUUCAAUAUAUCUUUUGCUCUUCUAGUUAUCUUUAUUUCCUACAUGUUCAUAUUUUUCACCAUUCUAAACAUGCGAACAGCUGAGGGAUACUGGAAAGCUUUAUCCACUUGUGCCUCACAUCUCACUGCUGUCUUCAUCUUCUACGGGACAGUUAUUUUCAUGUACCUACAACCUAGCUCCAGUCAUUCCAUGGACACAGACAAAAUGGCUUCGGUAUUCUAUGCUAUGGUCAUCCCCAUGCUCAACCCUCUUGUCUACAGCCUGAGAAACAAGGAGGUCAAGAGUGCAUUUAAGAAGGUUGUUGAAAAAACAAAAUUGUCUUUAGGCUUACCUUUGUAG
Molecule: messenger RNA, 807 nt
Organism: Echinops telfairi (small Madagascar hedgehog)
Lineage: Eukaryota; Metazoa; Chordata; Mammalia; Afrosoricida; Tenrecidae
Product: olfactory receptor 5B3-like
Exons: 1
Biological process (GO): sensory perception of smell; G protein-coupled receptor signaling pathway
Cellular component (GO): membrane
Molecular function (GO): G protein-coupled receptor activity; olfactory receptor activity; odorant binding
Source: RefSeq, a predicted model, not a curated record